Mobula hypostoma (lesser devil ray) is the source of this 1512-nucleotide messenger RNA. Its product is annotated as testis-specific H1 histone-like. Lineage: Eukaryota; Metazoa; Chordata; Chondrichthyes; Myliobatiformes; Myliobatidae. Gene Ontology annotation, cellular component: nucleosome. The transcript is spliced from 2 exons. The record is from RefSeq and is a predicted model, not a curated record. Gene Ontology annotation, biological process: nucleosome assembly. Gene Ontology annotation, molecular function: DNA binding; structural constituent of chromatin. Bases 38 to 1354 code for a protein of 438 amino acids.
GCAAGUGGGCCAGAGAGCGACACCUAACCUGCCUGCCAUGGCUGAGAGUCACAAGGUCGAAGCUAUCGGUGACCCCGCUGGAAGUGGGGUGACCAAGGCGAUGGCCCACAGGAAGAAGCGGCAUUCUCGCAAGAAGGGGGAAGGCGGCCCCACGGUGACUGAACGCAUUCUGUCGGUGGCAGCGGCCACCAAGCAGCGCCGCGGCAUCUCGCUAGCCGCCCUCAAGAAAGAGCUGUCAGGCAAGGGCUACGAUGUGAACCGCCACAACAACCUCGUUAACCAGACAGUGCGGCGGCUGGUGAAGAAAGGCUCGCUUGUGAAGACCAGCGGCAUCGGCGCCUCCGGAUCAUUUCGAUUCAAUCGCUCCAGCAAAGGCCAGAGCAACCAGCCGCCAUCGACUAGCGCCUCCGCGCUGAAGAAAGAGGCGGCUAAGAAGCCACCGGCAGCUAAGAUCACUCCGAUGCGUAACGAGAACUCGCUGCUGAUCAAGAGCGGCCAAACUUCGAAGGAGAAAGGGGCGGCCAAGGGGAAGAGUAGGCUGCAGGGCCGCGGCCGGCGCAUGAAGCCUAAAUCCCCCAAAGUUAAAGUAUCCUACGUACGCAAGGCGCCCCGUGGCAGGAAGAAGGCGGGCAAAGGAAAACUUGGGCGGCUGCCAGUUGGGCGCCCUCGCAAACCCUACAAAAAGAAAGCCUCUCGGCUGAAAGAGAGUGAAUCGUGCGGGGCUAUGUCUGACCUGGUACGGACCAAACGUACUCGGAAGAAGACCAAAGCUCCGCAGGCGCCGAAGAAUAAUUCCAUAUCCAAGGUGAUCAUACAUGCGGUGGCGGAUACCAAGGAGCGCCGCGGCCUCUCGCUCGCCGGUGUCAAGAGGGUGCUAUCGGGCAGCGGCUACGACGUAACGAAAAACAACUCCCGGAUAAUCCAGGCGCUGAGGACCAUGGUGAAAAAGGGUUCGUUAGUGAACGCCACUGGUAAGGGAGCCUCCGGCUCCUUCAAACUCAGCAAGGAACAGAAGGACCAGGUGGCGCGGGCAGAGAAGAAAGAGGUCGUAUCACGAACCUCCGCCGUCAAAACAUCGAGGGGAAAACGUGCGGCCAAGAGACCCGCCCCCGCUAAGAAACCCAAAAAGAUGUCUCGGGGGGUGAAGAAAUUCGGCGGCCGUAAGAAGUGGGCGAAAGACGGCAGAAAACCGAAAACUGUCCCGGGGAAAAAAGCAGUCAGGAAAGGUAAGAAGGCAAGUCGCCAACGUCCGAAACCAAGGAAACCAACCAAACGGCCGGUAAAAGCGGAGAAGCCUGAGGCACGGACGCCGUCCGCCGAGGAAGCUGGCUCAGAGCAGCACCAGAACACCUGAAUAAAGGCAUCAACAGAGACAACGGCUCUUUUCAGAGCCACGAAAUACUUCAUCAAGAGCAAAAUUAUUUGGCUUAUUAUUUGCGGAAUUGGGAUAAAUGAAGCGAUUCCGUGGAAAUAUUGUUAGCACCAAAUAGCAAACAUUAACUUUCAAUAAAA